Cooperia oncophora is the source of this 666-nucleotide messenger RNA. The record is from the annotation of a GenBank genome assembly. Lineage: Eukaryota; Metazoa; Nematoda; Chromadorea; Rhabditida; Trichostrongylidae.
AUGUGUGGAAAGGCAUCAUUCAAAGUUCAGGUCGAUGCGAUGCUUGCUGAUAACCAUGGAAAGGAGAUUGAUGACCUGGCGAUACAGUUCACCUCUACGGAUAUGCGACACGCCAAUGUCCGCAUCGGAACACAUAUCAUGAGUGCCAAAAUCUAUGAUUUGCCGUGUAUCACCGAGGUCAUGAAGACGCUGGAUAAGAAGACUCUGUACAAGGUAGCUGAUUUGUCCCAGAUAGUUGUUUGUAGUCAUGAUCUAUGCGCAGUGCCAGCUGAAGUAGUGAAAGUUGGCAGUAAAAAGGAACUGAAACAGUGGCAAUAUCCUCAUGGCCUUACUCCGCCGAUGAAGAGCGUCCGUCAACGACGUUUUCGUAAGACGAAGAAGAAGAAGUAUAUGGAAGCGCCUGAGGUUGAACGUGAACUAAAACGUCUUCUUCGUGCUGAUCUAGAAGCGGAAUCAUUCCGUUGGGAAAUAGUUCAAGCUGACGAUAAACGCAAGGUGUUUGGCCUGCCGAUGAAUGCCAAAGCUUGCAUGUCUACCUCAUCAACUCAAGCAUGUUUCUCUUUCAUUUCCGAUGCCACAAUUUCUGAGCAGUCCCUGUUUGGUGAUAAAGUGAGUAGCAGCGAGGAUGAUGUGGACGAUAUGCCUCAAGUCGAUAAAGACGAUUAA